GGGUACAGGCGGCAGAGGCGCGGGGACGGGCGGCUGGUCGGACGGACCGGCCGCCCCGCUGCGGAGACGCUCCCGGCCUCGGGCCGCUCCCGGCGCCGCGCCCCGCGCCAGCCCCGCUCCGCGCGGGCACCUCCCACCGCCGCGCCUCCGCCCUUAGCAACCCCCCCGCGGCGCCGGGCGGCCGGAGCCAAUGGGAGGGGGCGGCGGCACGUGGGCCAAUGGGCGGCGGCGACAGUGCGGGGUGCGUUGCCAGGGGCGGGGCCGGCUGCCGUCCAGGCUUGCCACCCUAGCGGCGGCGUCGCGGGCCGGGCGGUGGCUGCCUCCGCCGCAGCGGCGGGGAUGGAGGCGUCGCGCUGCCGGCUGGGAUCCCGCGGGGACAGUGCCUUUGAAGAUGAGACCAUGAAGCUUCGCCAGCUGAAACUAGAUAAUCAGAGAGCACUCCUGGAGAAGAAGCAGAGAAAAAAGCGCCUUGAGCCACUCAUGGUACAGCCAAAUCCAGAAGCCAGGCUCCGUCGGUCAAAGCCAAGAGGUAGUGAGGAGCAAACUCCUUUAGUGGAACCGCGUACCCCACAUAAUGAUGUCAUCCUGCAUGGCAUUGAUGGCCCAGCUGCCUUCCUGAAGCCAGAUGCUCAAGAUUUGGAAACCAGACUUCAUGUUCUCUCAGUGGGUUCUGCGGCUUUGGAGGAGGAUGCCGAAGGAAGUGUCGACGGGGAGAGCACUUUGGAUACUGCUUCCAAACCGGGUCUUCAGGAGAUCCUCCAAAAACAUGGUAUCUCAGGUAGUUUGAACUUUGAUGAGGAGGAGUCUGAUGGGGAGGAAGAAGAGGGAAGAAAAUUAAGAUCUCAUUCACCAUAUUCAGAGGCAGAGAGACCCAGUUCUGCAUCCAGCCAGAAGUCGACCACAGAUACAGGAGCUUCUGGUACUGCAGCCCAACAAGUUGAUAACCAGCUGGGAGAAGUGGAGAAUCUAGAGGACUUUGCUUACAGUCCUGCCCCCCGAGGUAUCACAGUCAAGUGUCGGAUAACCAGGGACAAAAAAGGAAUGGAUCGGGGUCUCUUCCCCACUUACUAUAUGCACUUGGAAAAGGAUGAAAACAGGAAGAUAUUUCUUCUUGCAGGUAGAAAACGGAAAAAGAGCAAAACAUCCAACUACCUUAUCUCGACUGACCCAACAGAUUUGUCUCGUGAAGGGGAAAGUUAUAUUGGCAAACUCAGAUCCAACCUCAUGGGGACCAAGUUUACAGUUUAUGACCAUGGUGUCAGCCCAACCAAGGCCCAAGGUCUGGUAGAAAAGGCCUACACCCGGCAGGAGCUGGCAGCCGUCUGUUACGAAACAAAUGUGCUUGGAUUUAAAGGCCCUCGGAAAAUGUCUGUGAUCAUUCCAGGGAUGAAUAUGAAUCAUGAGCGGAUCCCAUUUCGGCCACGAAAUGACCAUGAGAGCUUGCUUUCAAAAUGGCAAAACAAAACUAUGGAGAACUUGAUUGAACUGCACAACAAGGCGCCAGUCUGGAACGACGACACUCAGUCCUAUGUCCUGAACUUCCACGGCCGGGUCACUCAGGCGUCCGUGAAGAACUUUCAGAUAGUCCACGACAAUGACCCUGACUAUAUCGUCAUGCAGUUUGGACGUGUGGCAGAUGACGUGUUCACACUGGACUACAACUACCCACUGUGUGCGCUGCAGGCCUUUGCCAUUGGGCUUUCUAGCUUUGACAGCAAGCUGGCGUGUGAAUGAGAGGGAAGCAGGCACUGGGCUUCCUCACUGCAGAGCUCUCAGGAGCAGAUAGUGGCCUCCCUUGCUCUUGCCCCAGGACAUGAAGAGCAACAGUCCGCCCCUUUUGGAAUAAUCCCUGUAUGUAUGUAUGUGUAUGUGUGUGUAUACACGUGUGUAUGUAUACAUAUAUAUAUGUGUAUACACACACACACACCUACUUCUCUGGGUUUCACAGACCGGAUCAGGGAUUACAGCUUAACAUGGGUGAGAGGUUGUUCAAAGCACAGAGAGGUUCUUGUUCAGAGCACACUGGUGACUCCUGAGGUUAUCGUUCAACAGAUUCUCUGCCUCUGGAGUCAGAUUUCCUGUGCUUGGAAACUUGCAGCUGGAAUCAAGUCCUAAUGAUUAAAUACUUGGGUCUCUUUUUGAAGACCUUUUCAGAGAGGGACAGUUCCCUGAAUUGCCUUUAGUCUCCAGGUCUGCAGACGACUUCUGUAAACUGCCAGAUAGUCUCUUUGACAGCUACUCACUCUGCCAUUGUAGUGCAGAAGCAGCCGUAGCCAUUUCAUAAACGAAUGAGUGUGGCUGUAUUCCAGUGAAAUUUUAUUUACAAAAACAGGCAGCAAGCCAGAUGCGGCCUGUGGGCUGUGGUUUGCUGACCUCUGUUUCAGGUAUAGCUCUAUGAUUACGGGCUUGGGCAUGUUCCAAAGUGGGCCUGUGGUCGUGAGAUCGUGUGAGUGGGAAAUGGAUAUCUAGGAAGCAGCAGUCCUACAGACUGGAUCUGAAGAGGUACUUGGCUGCACCCACUGUUACACGGCCUUUACCUUGUUUUGGUGAUGCUGGUUUCUAGAGUAUCAUUUACCAUCAGAACUGGGAAACCCAGUCAGUGACCAUGUUGAGUGCACACAGGUGGUUUAGUUCCACUGUCCUACCCAACUUAACCCAUGGGAGAAGGCGUUGUCAGCUACUUUACCCCCCUAAGAGAAGAACUUCUGCUCACUAGGAAACACAUCUAGCGUUGUGUUGUCUUUGUCACAGGGAGCGUGGUAUUUGCUUCUUAGAGCCAGCUUGUUUCCCCUGGGGCUGGGAGAGUAGUGAUGUUACAGUCUCCCUCUUCCCUUUCUUCCUGGGAGCAGGCUGGCUGUCACCAAUCUCUGUCAGAGUGGUUAUGGCCAAAUUUGUGAUCAAUGAUGUGAGAAUUUUAUAUAAUUGUCUUAAUUUCAGUUUAUGCUGAAAACAUAAACUCUAGAGAGAACUUAGUCUAGUUAAGACUGAGAGUAAUUUGACAGUUGCCUUCACUUUCAACCCAGGAGUGCCUCCCACAGCUAUGUUAAUUACCGUGGAGCCAUUAAUAUAGAGGGACACUCACACCUGUAGAGAGUGUAAGAGGUAAGAAAACACUAUAUAUCGAAACUUGUCAUUGUCAUUAUCAAGAGAGGUGUCAGCGGAGGCUUUGGUGAGGACCAGCUAGCUGACUCUUAAGCUCUGCACACCUUCCUGGGCAGAGCUUUGGG
This is a messenger RNA of Equus caballus (horse), 3227 nucleotides long. It is a transcript of the gene TULP3, whose product is annotated as TUB like protein 3. Gene Ontology annotation, biological process: protein localization to cilium. Gene Ontology annotation, cellular component: cilium. The record is from RefSeq and is a predicted model, not a curated record. NCBI's taxonomy places the organism in Eukaryota, Metazoa, Chordata, Mammalia, Perissodactyla, Equidae.